UUUAAUUAUUUUCAGUUAUUGGUUCUAUACUUAGAACUCCUGGAUUAAAACAGGGACGAAAUCUCUAUAAAUACGACAAACAACGGUUGACAAUCAUCAGUUCACCACAAUUCUGCGACCCGUAACCACAAUUAUCUGAACAUUCAUUCAAACAAGAAUACAAUGAAGAUAAGUCUAUAUUUAAAUUUACUCCUCUUGGCAUCAGUGAUGAAAAUUGUAACAGCUAAUGUUAGAUUUCAACGUUCACCUCAACAAUACUGUGGAUCUAAAUUGGCAGACAUCAUGAAAGCUCUAUGCAAAAGCAACUACAAUAGCCCAAAUUUACAAAAAAAAAGUCAAAUCGAUUCAGAUGUAUGGGAUUACAAAGACCUGGAAGACUACAAUGCAAUUGACUACCCAUACCUACCUAAGAAAGAAGCAAUGUCAUUUAUGCCCUCACGUUUACUUCGCUCUGUCAAAAGAAGUAUCAUCGAUGAAUGCUGUAAUAGACCUUGCUAUUUAUCUGAACUAAAAAGUUAUUGUGGAAGUCAGUAGUAUAGUAGACUUAAUUGUAAGUUAUUUUAGACGCUGAAUAAACUAUUAUUAUAUAAACA
Acyrthosiphon pisum (pea aphid) is the source of this 593-nucleotide messenger RNA. Its product is annotated as bombyxin C-1-like. NCBI's taxonomy places the organism in Eukaryota, Metazoa, Arthropoda, Insecta, Hemiptera, Aphididae. The coding region runs from base 163 to 534 and encodes 123 amino acids. Gene Ontology annotation, cellular component: extracellular region. The record is from RefSeq and is a predicted model, not a curated record. The transcript is spliced from 3 exons. Gene Ontology annotation, molecular function: hormone activity.